CGGUGUACGGCUGAAUUGUGUCAGUGUGUGUGACUGUGACUGUGACAUCCAAGUUUUUUGACCGGUGUGAGUGAAUUUUGAUAUUUACAGUAUUGAUUUUAUUAUUAUAUAUUAAAAAAACUAGAUUUUCAUCAAAAUGGUAAGAGGCGGACGUGGUGGAAUGAUAAGAGGUGGACGAGGAGGAAUGGGUCGUGGAAUGGGUUUCCCAAGGAAACAAUUUUUACCCCGUCAUCCAUUUGAUCUUACUCUUUGUGAAGCGGCAUUUAAUCGUGUCAAACCUGCUCCAGAUGAAGCCGAUUUUACCUCGGCUCUUCUUAAAAAAUCGACCGAUAUGAGCCCUACGCAAAAAGAGCAGACAUCGAUUUUAAAUCUCGUCACCAAGUUGCAGAGCGUUUUAGAUAACUUGAUUGUUGCACCUGGCAAUUUUGAAGCUUGUCAAUUAGAGGAAGUGCGACAAGUCGGAAGUUUCAAAAUGGGAACAAUGAUUAAAGGACACAAUAUCGCCGAUAUUGUUGUUAUUUUAAAAACUCUGCCAACAAAAACAGCAGUCGAAGCUCUUGGAACUAAAGUUCAGGUCGAUCUUAAAACUGGAAAUCCCAAGGAAAAUUUCCGACUAACCCAAACCGAAAGGGGUUUUGAUAUUGCAACAAACGAAGCAACUGUUCGAGUGCUAAUUACAACUCUUCACCAAAACUUGAGAAAAUUAGAGUCUGAUCAGCAUCUUGAUAUUAAAAUUUGCCAAGGUCAUUUGGCAGCUAUCAGGCAUUCUCGUUGGUUCGAGGAAAAUGCUCAUCAUUCAAGCAUUAAAGUUUUAAUUCGUUUGCUGAGAGAUUUGCGAUCUCGAUUCGAAGGUUUAGAACCUCUUUCACCGUGGAUGUUGAAUUUAUUAGCCCAUAAUGCUAUCAUGAAUAAUCCAAGCAGACAAGCAUUGCCAAUUAAUCAGGCUUAUCGUCGGGUUCUUCAACUCCUUGCAUCUGGCCUCUUUUUGCCAGGUUCCGCAGGAAUUUCUGAUCCCUGUGAGGGAGGAAACAUUCGAGUUCACACGGCAUUGUCCCUCGAGCAACAGGAUCUCGUUUGUUUGACAGCUCAAACUCUUCUUCGUGUUCUUGCUCACGGUGGCUAUCGACCAUUACUUGAAGGAACAAAUAAAUUAGCCGUCGAGAUGAGUGUUUGGGCCGGUGGCGUUGUGGCGAGUCCUCUCGAGAAAGCCUACGAACCACCAACCGAACAGGAACAGCAAGAGGAUAUGGAGGAGGCCAAUGAGGAAAUGAUCACUGGAUAAGACAAUUUUAUUCACAUAACCAUGCAAUGUUCCUUGAAUUUCUGAAUUUGAGAAAUAAAAUUUUCAAUUUUACUCAUAAUAAAAUGUUCAGAAUUUCAA
Molecule: messenger RNA, 1381 nt
Organism: Leptopilina heterotoma
Lineage: Eukaryota; Metazoa; Arthropoda; Insecta; Hymenoptera; Figitidae
Product: interleukin enhancer-binding factor 2 homolog
Exons: 5
Coding region: 137-1282 (381 amino acids)
Source: RefSeq, a predicted model, not a curated record